AUCUUCAGUUCAGUGUUCAGUGACGAGUUGGAGAAGGAGGGCGAGUUUCAGGCGGCAGUGCCGUUGGAAAGCGAAAACGGCAAAGCAUAUGGUGCAGUGAGAGCAAACUUAGUGUUUGACGAAAGAUUAACGGUAGACUGGGGUGAUGACCACGAAAAAAAAGCUAAAAGGCACAAAGCAAAAUGUAAAGAACACUAAGCACAUGCCACAAGAACCCCAGUCAGAGCACUCGGAUGACCAGUCUGACCAGAGUAAGGAAUCCGACAUAGACAGCAGUUCGGAUGGAAGUGAUGGAGAGGAAGAGCAGUCAAGCGAAGAAAGUGAUGAUGAGGAGGACGAUCAGUCAAGCGAAGGGAGCGAUUCUGAAGAGGACGAUCACUUGAGCGAAGAAACUGAUGAAGAUCAGUCAAGCGAAGGAAGUGAAGAUGAUGAAGAGGAAGAUCAGUCAAGCGAAGGAAGUGAAGAUGAUGAAGAGGAAGAUCAGUCAAGCGAAGGAAGUGAAGAUGAUGAAGAGGAAGAUCAGUCAAGCGAAGGGAGCGAUUCUGAAGAGGACGAGCAGACAACUGAUGAAGAAGAAUCCGAUCCUAACAGAGAGCAAGACAGCGAGUCUGAGGACGAGGAUGGAGAUGGCGAGAGUAGUGAGGACAGCAGCAGUGAGCCGGAACAGCAAGGCCCUAAGGAGCGCCAAUCACAGAGGAGUGGCCAGCGCUUAAGGCAGAAUCCCAAAGAGUCCAGACGGAAGAAUAACCAAACACAGCAGCACAAACGCUCGUCAAGCAAGCACCAGAAGUCGAAAGGAAAAACUCCAUGUCCGGCAAAACCUGCGAAGAAGUUGGGUAAAAACCAGGAUAUUCCAAAACAAAGAACACGGCCACAGUCUACUAAAGAAGCGAAGAAGCCACGAACUUCAAGGACUGUCACGAAAAGCAGAGACGCUCGAGGGGAGACGGACAUAGCCAAGCAAGCAGGAAAGCCUACAGCUAAACAGAGGGCAACACCGAGGCCGAAUUCUGAAGUGCCACGGAAAGACCCUAAGACUUCCAGCAAAGAUGUCUGUGAUUCAGACAGUGACGAAGAUUUCAGGAAAAAACGACCAAAGGAGAGGAGAGAGCCAAGAGCCACCGACAGACACGACCGUGAGUAUGACAGCGACGACGCCCCUCGGGGUCGAAGCAAGCAAGACGUCGGGAAAAUAAGCAGUGCAGCUCAAGGAUUUCAUCGAGACUUUCAGACAGCGGAUCCUAUAGGGCAUAAGAACAGGACUAAGGCCCGGGAGGUGCGGCCGAACGAUGCCGGUCAAGUGCGCCGAGACCGACAUAUGAACCGCAACUCCUACCAUCCAGAGGGUCAGCCCAAACAUGCUCACAAGUCGAACCGAAAUUUGGAUAAAUGUGGUAAGGAGCUACAUGCGUAUGAUUUAGUGGAGAUCUUGGCAAAGAAAGAAGACCUCAACAGUAGCAUCUUGCAGGUGAUAAGAGAGAGGAAUGUAAAUCCGGAUGAUGUACGGACGGUAUUAAAUAACCACGGAAAUAUUUUCCACAUCAAGAGCGAUAGGUUUUGCCUUAAGCCUAGGUUAAAACUAUGCGCUGAACAUUCGAGUAGCAACGGAUGCGAGAAUAGGAUAUAUUGCGUCGGAUUGCACAUCUGUCAAAAUUUCCUAAAAGGGAUUUGCAAGUACAAAGUCUGUAAUUUGGGUCACAAGUUAGCAACAGGACAUAACAAGAAAGUUCUUGGGAACCUCUUCCUUGACCGACUCGGGGAUGAUACUUUGCUAAGAGUGCUCUCCAAAAGUCUUCCGAAGAGUACCAGCAAUUCCCAAAAGGGAAGUGGAGAUCAGAGAACAAGACACAGCUCUCCAAAUCGGGCGUUUCUCGAGACUAGUGAAUCUGAUGCUAAUUCUCUUAAUGGAGAUGAUGACUCUGAUGCUAAUCAUUUAUACGGAGGAAGUAAACGGAAGAAGCCUUCUCCAAUCAAGAAGAAAAAGCAAAACCAGACUGUAUGGUCCACAGAUUCUAACGGAGACGUAGAGAUCCCAGAAAUCUGCUACAAUUCUGUUGAAAGCUCAUGUCCUAGACAAGAUGAAGGCUGUGAGAAACUUCAUUCGCUUCAGCAUUUCUACUGGCAGAUUAGCAAAGACAACAGCAAGUGGUUCAACCUGCCUCCUAAGCUUGUCUUGUGUUUGGAAAAGUCCUACUGCGAUGUCUCUCAAGAUGGUGUUACUCUACCUAGGCUGAAAGGGGUUGAUCUUCAAUCAGUCCAUAUAGACGCCGUGAAAAUCCUUUCCCGAGAUGAAUGGACGUCAGACUUUCAUUCAAUGACUCUUAAGAAUUCCAAUCACAAAGUCCAACUUCAUCUUCGCAGGCUGUGCUCAGAGAAGACUGACAGCGCGAAUGUGAAAGCAAAUACUUUCUGUUGGUAUUUCAGGGACGAUAACGAGAAGUGGGUUCCCUAUGAUAACCAUGAUGAUUCAGAAAACAUCGAAGAACGCUAUUUGGCUAAUUCUAGCGCAGCUUUCAACAUAAAAACCCAAAGCUCCAACUACAUCCUUGACUUUCAGAAAAUGUGCCAAAUAAAUGUACUCACCAACACGAGGCGUGAAAUAAGGAGGCGUCCUUUAGAACAUCUGCAGGAAACUCUAGAUCCUUCUUUCUUACCAGAAGAUUCUCCAAUUCAGCUUUUGUUACCAAGAGAAUGGGAAGCUAUGAAACCCAAGGAACGCAUGCGCCUUGUGGAUUUAGACCCAGAAUCUGAUGAGUAUGAAAAAGUCAUCACAAUAUUGAAAAGCGACACGUGGAAGGAUAAAGUUCAAAGAAUUCAGCGAAAUCAGAAUCCAUACUUAUGGAAAACUUUUCAGCUUAGGAAGGAGGAGAUGAUCACCCAGUAUGGAGAUGAAGCCAGUGUGAAAAUGACAGACCUGUUUCACGGCACUAACCCUGACAUCGUGAGAAAUAUCUGUAAAGAGAACUUUGACUUCCGGCUGCAUGGCAAAAACACAGGGCACAUCUGGGGAAAGGGUUCUUAUUUUGGUAAUGAUAUUACCUUUUGUUACCGUUACUGCAGGCCUGACUCGAAUAGGCUGAAAUACUUGAUUGUUGCUAAGGUUUUAGUAGGAACCAUAACAGUUGGUGCUAAUGAAUUUGAGAGGCCUCCUUUGAACCCAGCGACAGGUUCUCUCUUUGACACAACUGUGGAUAAUGAGACACAACCAAAGGUUUUUGUAAAGUAUGAUAAACAGGAUUACUAUCCACAUUAUGUUAUAACUAUGGAGUAGAUUACUAGUACUGUUAUUUUUUUAUUAACUAUAUAAGACUUAUAUCUUCGCUACCAAUUAAAUAUUCUUUUCAGU
Molecule: messenger RNA, 3346 nt
Organism: Penaeus vannamei (Pacific white shrimp)
Lineage: Eukaryota; Metazoa; Arthropoda; Malacostraca; Decapoda; Penaeidae
Source: RefSeq, a predicted model, not a curated record